Molecule: messenger RNA, 2311 nt
Organism: Salvia hispanica
Lineage: Eukaryota; Viridiplantae; Streptophyta; Magnoliopsida; Lamiales; Lamiaceae
Product: ALBINO3-like protein 2, chloroplastic
Biological process (GO): protein insertion into mitochondrial inner membrane from matrix
Cellular component (GO): mitochondrial inner membrane
Molecular function (GO): protein binding; membrane insertase activity
Source: RefSeq, a predicted model, not a curated record
CUUCUUCCUUUGCGUUCUCCUUCUUCUCCAUAAAAAUUAUGCAUUAGACAUGUUCUCCACAAAUUAAGUAUGAUUGGGCGAAAUCCACUGUUCUACCUCCAAAAUCCAACCAUGCGACUCUCAACCGUAACUAAAUUUCGCCGCCGUCUGUGCUACUACUCUUCUUCACAUUCGCUGUUUAUUAGCUCAGACCGCCACUACCGUGACAAUCGGAGUGAAUCCAGUCCUCGGCGAUCGUCGGAGCUUUACUGGCACUCGUCUCUCACUUGCAGCUCCUUUCCUCGACGAUUCUCUACUCAGCCCGGUGCUUUUGAGCCGGGCGAACAGUUUCUUCCGGUUCAAACUCUUAUCUCCGUGCUCGAUUCUUAUCACCAUGCUACUGGCUUGCCGUGGUGGAUCAUAAUCUGUUCAUCUACUGUGGCUAUGAGACUUGCAUUAUUUCCUUUAAUUGUGUUGCAAAUUAAAAAAUUGAGAAUAAUAGGAGAGCUGCUGCCUCAUUUACCUCCGCCUAUUCCACCGCCUCUGUCAGGACGAAGUUUCAGAGACCAGUUUUCCCUUUUCUGGAAGGAAAAGGAGGCAGCUGAGUGUCCUUCAGUGUUUUGGUUCUUCUCCUCAGUUGCUGUUCAGGUCCCUUGCUUUUUCUUGUGGCUCAUUACUGUUCGCAGAAUGUCACUUGAUCAUCACCCUGGUUUCGAUACUGGGGGAUUGUUAUGGUCAUUGAAUCUGACUGAAUAUCCACAAGGAACACUGGGGGCUGUUUUCCCACUGUGCAUUGCAGGCUUGCAUUUCGCUAAUGUUCAGCUGUCUCUUCGAAAUUCAACUCUUCAACAUGUACCAGGCACCUUAAAGUUAUUAGCAAAGAUAUACAAGGUUUAUUUGCAACUGCUGACACUGCCUAUAUUGAUUACUACUUUCUAUGUUCCCCAGGGGUCCUUAAUAUAUUGGUGUACCAAUAGCACAUUCAGUCUCCUACAGCUAUUAUGCCUCCGCAAUCCUAAUCUCCUUCGGUAUUUGGGGCUUCCUGAAAUGAAUGCUUCAGCAGUAGCUCCAACUGUCAUUCAAAUAGACAGCUCUGUAGCAGCAGAUACUCUAAUACGGACAAAAGAGGGAGAAAUGUCUGCACAAACUCUAUCACCUGAAGACUUGGUUUCCCUUUCAGUUGAAAUCUUAGGCGAUGGCCAAAAACAAGCUGCAAUUGCAUUACUAAGAGUCGCCCUCGACAAGGAUCCUGGGAAUGUAAGAGCUUUGCUAAUUUUGGGACAAACGCUGUUACAAAAAGAACAUUAUGCUGAAGCUGCUGAGUUCCUAGAAAAAGCUAUUUCAAAGCUACUUUUCACUGGGAAUCCUACAGAAGUUGGAGAAGUUGAUCUUUUGAUUCUUUCGUCUCAAUGGGCUGGUAUUGCAAACAUGCUUCAGGGAAAGAUGGAAGAGGGUUUUGUGCACCUCGAAAGAAUAGCUCAGAUGAACGAGCCUCAAGAUUCAAAUAGCAAAGCCCACUACUACGAUGGUUUAAUAAUCCUCUCAACCGCUUUAGCCAAUGUGAACCGCAGAGCUGAGGCAUUGCAUUACUUGCAUAAGGCUGCCGCUUACAACCCUGCAUUCAAUGGGUAUAUUGAACAAUUGGAAGUCGAUGCAAGGGGAUUCGCUAGCCAUCUAUCUGAUAGCAAAAGAUAUCUAUGACAACAUCUCAAGUACAUCUCUCAUCCUUCCUCAUGUACAUAAACGUAAAACAAGGCGAUACAAUGGGCCUUCAAGAACGGAGUUCAGUCUUUAUACAAAACAGAACAGAACAGAACAGAACAGACAUAAUAAGUGGUAGUGAUACUGCUUGUUGUGCCAUCUUUUUCCACACAAUUUGGAUCAUUCAUUGUGAGGAGGAUACAUUUAUGUUUGAUGGUGAAAACCACAUAAAAUCCCGUGGGACGGACACAUGUGAAGAUGCUAUUCGACACAGAGCAGUGGAGGAUGAGAUUAAAGCUCUAUUCCAGUACGCUGCUGUAAGUAGGUAUGAACAUGUUUCAUGCUUGAAUAUUUAAUCAAUGCGAGGUGCAGAUUGUGAAUGGCUGAAAAUUGUGGAAGCUUUCUGUGGUUGCAAAUCCAAUGCUUCCACGACUCUGAGUUUCUUCAUACAGCCAAACGACUAUCUAAAGACUUCAACCAUUCUCCUUUCGUCUUCGAUAUAUCUCUAUCAAUUAUUCCCUUUUCUUUUCUUGCUCAAUUAUUAGGGGCAUAGAUGAAUUGAGUUGCUUCUAAACAUUUUACUAAUGUCUAUAUACUCUUCUUGUCCACAAUAGUUCUACUAUUUUUUUCA